CAGCACCGAGCGGCUGCUGUCGGCGCGGCAGAAGGCGGCAGAGCUCGCGGCGGUCGAUGUGCUUGUCACAGCCGCCGGUGAGUGGGAGGCGGUGCGCGGCCGCAUCGCAGGCCUCGUCAGCGACGUGGAGGAGCUCGAAGGCCGCAUCGCGCAGUACUCGCGCCACAUUCUCUCCAAGAAGCCGCAGCUGCAGCGCAUCGAGCACGAGAACAACACCCUGCAGCGCAAGCAGCGCAACCUGCAGAAGCUGCACGAGCAGCUCGACGGUUUGUGUAGCCAACUGAGUCUCCCGCCGCAGACCGUUCCGCUGCUCCUGCGUCUUCGCAGCACACGCGACGACGAGCUCGUCAACUUCUUCGCGGAGGGAAACAACGCGCAGGUGCUGUCGGAUGCAAUGAAGCAGAUGCACGCACUACUGCACAACGCGAAGCUUGUGGAGGACUACCCCAUCGCCGCCGUCGCUGAGCGCCGCGCCUUCUUCACGGAGCAGCGCCGCAUGAUCGCUCACCGCUCCAAGGCGUACAUCCUCGCCGUGAUCAGCAGGCACGAGGCGGCGUACCUCGCAGAUCGCACACGCUACAGCGGCAAGGGACGACUUGUGUGGCGCCAACACGUCGAGCUUAACGCGCAGCUGAAGAACAUACGCGACAUGAUAACUGCGCUGUCGCACAUCGACCUGGAGGGCUUUACCGCCGUGCUGCGCCGCUACCGCACCAGCAUGCAGCGCGUCUACGCGUUGGAGGUGCACAAGUUCUUCAAGUACCUGCGCAUGCAGGUGAAGAAAGUGGGUACCCGCGGCCCGUUCCUCUUAGGGGUGCGCGACUCCCCGGAUGACGCACUCGCCCGCCGCAUGGAGACAACAGCGGCGGGCGAAUCCCCGCGGCGUCUGUGGGGCGG
Messenger RNA from Trypanosoma grayi, 897 nucleotides. RefSeq lists its product as hypothetical. Gene Ontology annotation, molecular function: phosphatidylinositol-4,5-bisphosphate binding. The record is from RefSeq and is a predicted model, not a curated record. The transcript has a single exon. Gene Ontology annotation, biological process: exocytosis; Golgi to plasma membrane transport. The annotation marks the transcript as partial. NCBI's taxonomy places the organism in Eukaryota, Euglenozoa, Kinetoplastea, Trypanosomatida, Trypanosomatidae. Gene Ontology annotation, cellular component: exocyst; plasma membrane.